Manduca sexta (tobacco hornworm) is the source of this 1894-nucleotide messenger RNA. It is a transcript of the gene Pgant7, whose product is annotated as N-acetylgalactosaminyltransferase 7. Gene Ontology annotation, cellular component: Golgi apparatus. The record is from RefSeq and is a predicted model, not a curated record. The coding region runs from base 111 to 1877 and encodes 588 amino acids. NCBI's taxonomy places the organism in Eukaryota, Metazoa, Arthropoda, Insecta, Lepidoptera, Sphingidae. The transcript is spliced from 6 exons.
UGUCAUUCGCGUUUUGUCGCCUGCUGAUUGUCGAUGCAAAAUUGUGCUUGCUUCCAAUAACUCCGUUUUAAAAGUAAUUUUGUUAUGUGUUAUUUCUACAAAUAAUAAAAAUGAGAAUCACUAACGUACGACGUGGUAGGAUAAUCCGCAUGGCGGCUGCAUGUUCAGUGCUGUUACUUUUAGUCUACGCUCUCCACAAAUGGUCUAGUGAGCAUCUAGGAAGUGGUGAGGGUGAAAUAAGACUUUCGGAUUCGGAAGUCGGUCACUUCAAGUCCCAUCGUAAUGUAUACCCCACGUUGAAGACAGAACUCGGUAACUUUGAACCAAGAGAUAAAAGAGUAGUUAAAGGUCCUGGUGAGGAGGGUAAACCAUACCACAUGGCUCAAGAUAGAGCAAACGAUAUUGCAGAGUCUGAGAGUGAAUAUGGCAUGAAUAUAGCAGCAUCUGAUGAUAUUGCCAUGAACAGGUCUGUCCCGGACACACGUCUGGACGAGUGCAAAUAUUGGCACUACCCAGAGGACCUGCCCAAAACCUCGGUCAUCAUCGUCUUCCACAAUGAGGGUUUCUCAGUUCUCAUGAGGACGGUGCACACAGUCAUCGACCGGUCGCCGCCGAAUGCGUUACAUGAAAUUGUUUUGGUAGACGAUUUUUCAGACAAAGACAACUUAAAAGAUAACCUAGAUAAUUACAUAAAACGUUGGAAAGGUAAAGUGCGUCUCAUCAGAAAUACUGAACGCGAAGGUCUGAUCCGCACGAGGUCCCGAGGGGCGCAGGAGGCUACGGGAGAGGUCAUAGUCUUCCUAGACGCUCAUUGUGAGGUCAACGUUAACUGGCUACCGCCUUUACUAGCCCCAAUAUACAGGGACUACAGAAUCAUGACCGUGCCGGUCAUAGAUGGUAUCGACCACAGAACAUUUGAGUACCGACCUGUUUACCAACACGGCACUAAUUACAGAGGCAUAUUUGAAUGGGGUAUGCUUUAUAAAGAGAACGAAGUGCCCGACAGAGAAGCGAACCUGCACAAACACAAAUCAGAACCGUACAAGAGUCCCACUCACGCCGGUGGUCUUUUCGCUAUCAACCGGCGGUACUUCCUUGAGAUAGGAGCCUACGACCCUGGACUCCUCGUGUGGGGCGGUGAGAAUUUCGAGCUAAGCUUCAAGAUUUGGCAGUGCGGCGGCAGUAUCGAAUGGGUUCCUUGUUCGAGAGUGGGGCACGUGUACAGAGCUUUCAUGCCGUACUCAUUCGGUAAUCUAGCCAAGAACAGGAAAGGAUCUUUAAUCACAAUUAACUACAAACGAGUUAUUGAAACUUGGUUUGAUGAGGAGCAUAAGGAGUAUUUCUACACUCGUGAGCCGAUGGCCAGGUUUUUGGACAUGGGUGAUAUAACGGAACAGGUGGCUUUGAAGGAUCGGUUGAAGUGCAAGAGUUUCGGAUGGUUCAUGGAAAAUGUCGCUUACGAUGUGUAUGACAAGUUCCCAAAACUGCCUAAGAAUGUUCACUGGGGAAUGGUUAAGAAUAAAGCGACUGGAGUGUGUCUUGAUACUAUGGGAAAAGCUGCCCCGGCGUAUAUAGGUACGUCGACGUGUCAUGGCGCGGGCAACAGUCAACUGUUUAGGCUCAACGAGGCCGGUCAGUUGGGCGUCGGGGAGCGAUGUGUGGAGGCAGACACGGAUAGUGUGAAGCAAGCCAUAUGCAGGCUGGGUACUGUAGACGGACCUUGGAGCUACGAGGAGAACCACCACCAGCUGAUCCACCGGCUACACGGCUACUGCCUCACAUUACAGCCGCACUCGCGACAGCUGGGGCUCGCGCCUUGCGACCCCAACAACACUUACCAACAGUGGACCAUAUCGCAUAAGAAACCUAACUGGUGAUGUGUUACGGACUGAUU